AAAGAAAAAGUAGGGUGCGCAAAAGGGGUAGCAAAAGUUGGGCUUUUAUGGGGUCAGUUUUUUUCACGGAAAACCAGGGAACAGAUUUCUUGAUUUUUUUUCCUUUACCCAGUUAUAGUGGCAGAGCUUUUUAACUAUUUUUGCAGACAUAUAACAAGUGUAAAGUCCAUGCCUUUGGCAUUUUCUGUCAACUUAUAUUUGGAUAACAGAAAUGAUACCAAACUCUGCUGUUUUCCUUGUGACUGCUCCCUCAGGCUUAAAAGCUGGAAUUUUUAGUCCUGUAAGUUAUCAAUGUUAGCUCAGAAUUGUGGGGUUCUUUUGUUUUUCAGCUGAAGAAAUCUUGAGCUCACUCUUUGGAGAGAAGAUAGGUUGAGUAAUGGAUGGAAAGGGUGUCUCAAAUUCCUGUUUGAUUAAAUCAGAAGGGAAAAGGGAGAGCUUAUGUCCAAUUUUCUUUGGUAUUUCUUUGGGGUUGCUUGUCUGGAGAGUUCAGAGGGAAGAAGCAAAUAAUAAAAAAUCUGAACUAGCAUUACUUAAGCUUGAGAAUGCACAGAAAAAAAUUGAAGAGUUGAAGAGCUUAAGAAGGGAAGAUGCUAAAGCUAAUGAGAAAGUUGUUGGGAUAUAUGCUGCACAAGAACAGUGCUGGUUCAAUGAGAGGAAGAAACUUAGGCAGCAAAUUGGUGCUUUUAUGAAUGAAUUGAGAGUUCUUGAGAAGCAAAAGGAUACAAUUAUUGCUGAUUUGAAUAACAAGCUGGAGGAGAGCAAAGUAAUGUUGCAGUCAAAAGAUAAAAUCAUAGAGGAAGAAGGGAAAAGGCAUUAUGAUGUUGAAGAAAAGCUGAAAAAGGCUGAAGCUUUAGCAGAAGAAUUGAGAAAUAAUGCAAAGUUUGAUGCUCAGAGGCACUCUAAUGAGAUCUCAAAACACAAGACUGCAUUCAUUGAACUGGUGUCUAAUCAACGGCAGCUUGAGGCGGAGAUGGGGCGCGCCCUCAGACAAGCUGAAGCAGCGAAGCAAGAGCUUAAUUCCGCACUGGAGCAAAAGGAGAAGUCGAUCUUGAUGACUCAAAAACUAUCGAUGGAGCUAGUUAAAAUGCGCAAGGACUUGGACCAGAAAGAUCAAAUUUUGUCAGCUAUGCUUAGGAAAUCCAAAUUGGACACAGCAGAGAAACAAAUGCUUUUAAAAGAGAUCAAAUUAUCAAAAGCCAAGAGAAAGCAAGCUGAACUAGAGAUUGAGAAAUGGAAAUCAGCUUCAGAGUCUAGGUAUGAGAGACAUUCAUUAAAAAGUAUGCUGUACAAACGUAUGAAUCCAAAGUUGGAGAUUGGAAAAAGCAGAUCACAAAAGACAGAUUAUCUUAUCGAUGAGCAGCCUGAGUGUACAAAAGAGCCAGAACUAUUUUCUCAUAUUUCUGAUAGAUUCUUUACUGAGGAGACUGAAGAAAUACUCACAAAUGAUGUUGAGGACUUAGAGAAUUGGGUUCGAUCAGAGGCUGAAAAAUACAGUAUUGCAGUUGAUCAGAGGCAUCAUAUGGAGCUUGAUGCUUUUGCUGAACAAUUGAGACUCAAAGAUGAGAAGUUAGAAGCUUUUCGUUGGCGCCUGCUCAGUAUGGAACUGGAAUCAAAGAGGUUGCAGUCGCAUAUUGAAGUGCUGGAUCAUGAUCUAGUUCAGCUCCGGCAAGAAAAUAUGAAGUUAGAUGGAUUGCUAUUGAAUCGAGAAGUAGAAUUACAAUCCUUCAGGCAACAACUAGCUGAAAAUUUUCGCCGUCCUGAUUCCCUGAAGUCCAAUGCAAAUGCUUGUCCAAAAGACGAGGACUUAGCCAAUCAUACAGUUUGGUCCAAUGUAGCAGUUAUAAAGACAAAACAAGGAGAGAAAGAGCAAGAAACAAAGAACCAUCCUGAGGAAAUAUCUCAAAAGGUAAAGAAUGGAAGAAAAGUUGACACCAGAACGAAUAACCCCCCAAAAGACAUAAUUUUGACUCUACAGAAUGGAGCCUCGGAUAUGAAUGGUAAUUCUAGGGCCGAACACUUCAGUAUAGAGGAUGCUCAGAAUGGUGUAUCAUCAACUUCAGAAGGUGAUAGUGAUAUUAAGAAGAAGAAAUCUCUAUGGAAGAUGGAUUUACAUGCUCUUGGAGUUUCAUACAAAAUCAAGAGACUGAAUCAGCAAUUUAUCAUGCUCGAGAGGUUGACAGGAAAGCAAGAACGUCCUGGAAAUAGUGAAAACAAUGAUAAUGAACGAUCUGGUACGAGAGGAUUUAAUGCAUUGAUGUCUUUAUUGAAUAAACAAGUUGCUCGUUACGAGUCCCUUCAGGGGAAAAUUGAUGAUCUAUGCAAGCGGAUGCAUGAGAAUGACCUGAAUGUAAAUUGUGGAGGUUCAGUUACACGAAAAACGAAGGAAGAAACUAAGAUGCUAGAGCAAUUUCUUGAAGAAACAUUUCAGCUGCAAAGAUACAUAGUAGCAACAGGACAGAAAUUGAUGGAAGUCCAAACAAGGAUUGCUUCUGGAUUUGUUGGAGCUGCAGAAGAGCUUGAUACACCUGCAAGUUUUGAUGUGAAGCGGUUUGCUGAUGGUAUUAGAACACAUUUUAGGGAAGUACAGAGAGGACUUGAAGUUCGUAUAUCUCGAAUUAUUGGUGAUCUUGAAGGAACUUUAGCCUGUGAUGGCAUCAACCAUUUCAAGAGAUAGUGCUGCGAUCCAGCCUUCCAAUCAUGCAUUGAGGCAGAAUCUAAGGUAACAUGGUGCAGCAACAUAUUUGUUGCAGCUUAUUUAAAGAAUGUGUUCUGUUUUUUAUGGAACCAAACCAUUGAUCCAGUCCCAGAUAUACAUGUAAAUAUCCAGCAACUAUAAAUUCCAAUAAUUCGCGUACAUAGAAAAUUGCUGCAUCAGCUGUAGCACUAUUAGUGUAUCACCUAUUUGGCCAUUGUUACGUUUGCUUUCCAUAGUUUUUUAAAUGAAUGAAUGCCUAUAGGGGUACGAUUUGUGCAUGGA
Messenger RNA from Nicotiana tabacum (common tobacco), 2977 nucleotides. RefSeq lists its product as uncharacterized. The record is from RefSeq and is a predicted model, not a curated record. Lineage: Eukaryota; Viridiplantae; Streptophyta; Magnoliopsida; Solanales; Solanaceae.